This is a messenger RNA of Microsporum canis CBS 113480, 1089 nucleotides long. Its product is annotated as amidohydrolase family protein. The transcript is spliced from 2 exons. The coding region runs from base 1 to 1089 and encodes 362 amino acids. The record is from RefSeq and is a predicted model, not a curated record. Lineage: Eukaryota; Fungi; Ascomycota; Eurotiomycetes; Onygenales; Arthrodermataceae. Gene Ontology annotation, molecular function: hydrolase activity.
AUGGCCAUUCCGAUUAUUGAUUCACACGUCCAUCUCUGGGCAGCCUCGCAUAUAGACACUCUUGCAUGGCACUCGCCUUCUAACCCGCUGGGCUCUCAGCAUUCCGUUGAAGAGUACCUCGAUGCAGUGCCUGCGUCCAUUACAGCACCUGUAUCGCCAUCACCAGCUCAAUACCGCUUGAAAGGCUUUAUAUAUAUCGAAACAGACCGAAUAACAUCUCUUGCCUCAAAAGGUUGGACUCACGUCCUAGAGGAGGUCUCCUUUCUCACACGUAUAGCCAGUGGAACUCCGUUGGAGAGAGAAGGACAUGUCUAUUCGGAUAAGGAGUUAUGCCUAGCAAUUGUUCCUUGGGCACCGGUUCCUCUAGGGCCAGGUGGGCUUGAACUAUACAUGAACAAGAUAAAGGAGCGGGUAGGCAAGGGUGGAGAGCCCGUAUGGGAGAAGAUCAAGGGAGUGAGAUACCUACUUCAGGACAAACCAAAUGGCACGAUGCUGGGAGAGGACUUCAUCCAGGGCCUACGAUGGCUUGGUCGACGAGGAUUAACCUUUGAUCUUGGAGUCGAUGCCAGGAGAGGCGGGUUACGGCAGCUUGAAGAAACAGCAGAGCUGGCAAAGAUAUUGUACCAACAAGGGGACCAGGUGAAGCUGAUACUGAAUCAUAUGUGUAAGCCGAACCUACGCAUAUCGCCGUCUGAAACUUGUAGCCACCCCGAAUUCAUGGAGUGGAAAGGGCACAUUGUUUCUCUGUCAGCCUAUCCAAACAUUUAUAUGAAGCUGUCUGGCCUGUUUUCUGAACUUCCACCUCUUCCAGCACAGGUAGCGGAAGAGACGGAUCUGAUAUCAUCUACUGUAGAUACUAUCCAGCCAUGGACAGAUGUCAUCUUUGACACCUUUGGCACUGCAAGAGUGAUGUUUGGAAGUGACUGGCCGGUGUGUAAUAUCGGGGGCGGCGGUAAUAUGGCAACCUGGACGAGAUGGAUGAAAGCGGUUGAGCUUCUGCUGCAGAAGAGAGGCAUCAACGACGAUUGUAAGAAGGAUGUUUGGUAUCUAACCGCUCAGAGGGCCUAUGGCAUCUCUACUACGCCUUGA